Messenger RNA from Chanos chanos (milkfish), 3926 nucleotides. It is a transcript of the gene rbl2, whose product is annotated as retinoblastoma-like 2 (p130). The coding region runs from base 155 to 3367 and encodes 1070 amino acids. Gene Ontology annotation, molecular function: RNA polymerase II transcription regulatory region sequence-specific DNA binding. The transcript is spliced from 22 exons. Gene Ontology annotation, biological process: regulation of transcription by RNA polymerase II; negative regulation of G1/S transition of mitotic cell cycle; cell differentiation. Gene Ontology annotation, cellular component: transcription regulator complex; chromatin; nucleus. The record is from RefSeq and is a predicted model, not a curated record. Lineage: Eukaryota; Metazoa; Chordata; Actinopteri; Gonorynchiformes; Chanidae.
UACACUACUAAAACGUCGACUCGUUUUUAAUCUCAUUUAUACCGCACCUGAGUCGUGUGCUCUGUAAAACGCGUGUUUUCUUGUCUCGACGUAGCCGAUCAAGUUGAAUUGUCCUUGAAGUCUCUACUGUAAUUCACAUUUGAAAUAAGCCAAAAUGAACGAGGAGGACGACUCGUUGCAGAAAACAAGGCAGGGGUUUGAAGAUCUCUGCCGAGUCUUGAAUAUGGACGAAGAGGCUAGCAAUGCAGCGUGGAGAAGUUAUGAAAAUAUUUGCAAAAAUUACACCCUGGAGGGUAGUGAAAUGCAUUGGCUGGCAUGUGCAUUGUAUGUGGCUUGCAGAUCGUCAGUGCCCACAGUAGGCAAAGGCACGUCAGAGGGGAACUAUGUGUCCCUGACCCGAAUCCUACGCACCUCAGAGCUGAGCUUGAUUGAGUUUUUCAAUAAAAUGAAGAAAUGGCAGGACAUGGCCAGCCUGCCUAAAGAAUUUCGACUGUGCACAGAGAAACUGGAGAGAAACUUCACAGUGACUUCUGUCAUUUUUAAGAAAUAUGUCCCUAUAUUUAAAGACAUUUUUAAAACCCCCUCAGAAGACCCACCCCGAACCCACAGGAGCAGGAAGCAGAGACGCCACCCCUGCACUGUGUCUGAGGUUUUUAACUUCUGCUGGAUUCUGUUUGUUCAUGCCAAAGGAAACUUCCCCAUGAUAAGUGAUGACCUGGUGAAUUCAUAUCAUUUGCUUUUGUGUGCACUGGACUUAGUCUACACCAACUCUCUGCUCUGCUCCAAUCGCAGAGACCUCCUUAACCCUUCAUUUAAAGGUCUUCCUGAGGACUUUAACAGUAAGGAUUUUAAACCAGGCCCUGGGCCCCACUGUUUCAUAGAGCAGCUGUGCACCCUGCACGACGGUCUCGUCCUGGAGGCCAAAGGCGUGAAAGAGCACUUCUGGAAACCCUUCGUUAAGAGACUGUUUGAGCGUAAGAUUCUCAGAGGGAAAGAGGACACGUUGACUGGGUUUCUGGAUCCCGUGAACUUUGGAGACAGUCUGGUCUCGCUGAACAGAACAUACGAGGAGCACAUUUUGUCGUCUGGUGCUCUGGAUGAGAGAGUAUUCCUGGGUGAGGGAGCAAGAGAGGACAUUGGCACCCCAGGCCCCUGCCUGUGUGACGGCAUAGAAAACCAGGAGCGUCCUGCCAACAAACCCCAGUCCUCCCUAACUACGUCUGCUCUGAAAGUGUCCACGCCUCUGACCGGCAGGAGGUACGUGCAAGAGAGCGUCGUGGGAACGCCGGUUUCCAUGGCAAUGCAGAGCGUCGGGCGUCUGCACAGCCUGCUGACUGGAUUGAGAGACAAACCCAGUGUGAAGCUUACGGAGAUGUUCAGGGCGUGUGCCAGAGACCCCAGUGAGGUGAUCAACGCCAGACUGAGGGAGAUGGCCGAGACCUUCUACCACAGCUACAAAGGCUCUGGGGAGGAAAACGGAGGACUCGCUAGAGAUAUUGCAGUGAAGUACUUUCGCCUGGCGGAGGCGCUGUAUUAUAAAUCGCUGGAGGGUAUCAUCGACCAGGAGAAGAGAAGACUGGGUGACAACGACCUCUCCGGCAUCUUGGAGCAGGAUGUGUUUCAUCGCUCUCUCCUAGCCUGUUGCCUGGAGAUUGUCAUCUUCUCGUACCGCCCACCCGGCGAGUUCCCCCGCAUCAUUCAGAUCUUUGACCUGCCCCCCUACCACUUCUACAAGGUGAUCGAGGUGUUAGUGAGGGCAGAGGAGGGUCUGUUUCGAGAGGUGGUGAAGCAUCUGAACUGGGUGGAGGAGCAGGUGCUGGAGAGCCUGGCGUGGAGGGAGGGGUCACCCCUCUGGGACAGCAUAAGAGGGUCGAAGAACCGUGCUCCCGCCUGCCAGGAGGUGAUGCCACCUCAACAUUUGGAAGACAGUUCUGGAAGCACCCCUCACACUCCCAGCCGCGGGUCGGUGCUCACCGCUAACUCCGCGGGAAAAGGAGUGUCCCCGUCCCCCACCACUUUGCACGACCGUUACAGCUCUCCCCCGACCGGCACCGCCCGCAGACGCCUGUUUGUGGAUGGAGAGACGACCUCUGACCCUCCCACAACUGUCAGGGUCACCCAGCCCUCUCUGGUUAGCACCAUCCCCGCUGGCCAAACGGUGGUGACCAUGGCGACGGCCACUGUCACCGCAAACAACGGGCAGACUGUCACUAUACCUGUGCAAGGAAUAGCCAAUGAGAACGGUGGGAUCACAUUUAUCCCGGUGCACGUGAGUGUGACUGGGCAGAACACGGGCACACUCCAGCCCCUCACUGCCCAGGCUCUGACUGGCACCCUAAGUGCCCAGCAACUGACCAACGCCAGUCAGAACAGUCCGGUCCCCGGCACGCAGGGCAAGAAAUCCCCGCCGCAGGGAACACCCACUAACCGUGCCCAGAGAACAGGGUCUCUUUGUCUGUUCUUCCGCAAGGUGUACCACUUGGCCAGUGUGCGUCUGAGAGACCUAUGUGCCAAACUGGACAUCAGCGAUGAGUUACGCAGGAAAAUCUGGACCUGCUUCGAGUACUCACUGGUGCACUGCACUGAACUAAUGAUGGACAGACACAUAGACCAGCUUCUUAUGUGUGCCAUUUAUGUCAUGACCAAGGUAACCAAAGAGGACAGAUCAUUCCAGAACAUAAUGAAAUGUUACAGGUCACAGCCUCAGGCCAGCAGCAGUGUGUACAGGAGUGUGCUGAUAUCAGGGAGAAAGAGACGUCACUCUGGCAACAGUGAAAACAACCAGAGACAAAGCUCUCCCUCUGAUGGUGGCCAGGAUCAGGCGAGCGGGGACAGUAGUCCGGUGUCGAUGCGCUCCAGUAGCACUCUGCCCAUCCCACAGCCCAGCAGCGCCCCCUCCACCCCCACCCGUGCCCCGGGGGCCCCCGCAGAGCAGGAGGAAGAGGAGCGGGGUGACCUCAUCCGUUUUUACAACCACGUUUACAUCAAACAGAUCAAACCAUUCGCCCUGCGCUACUCCCCGCACUCCGCCGAGUCUCCACCCCUAUGUCCGUACCCCUCUCUCCGGAUUGGUUCGCCGCGUAGAGUCCUCCUCUCUCAUAAUCACUCCAUCUACAUCUCUCCUCAUAAGAGCACCAGUGUCCUCACUCCCAGAGACAAGAUCUUCUACUACAUCAGCUCCAGCCCCUCAAACCGUCUGCGUGAGAUUAACAGCAUGAUUAAGACGGGGGAGACGCCGACUAAAAAACGCAGUAUGACGCUGGAGGAGGAGCAGCCGUCUCCCGCAAAGAGGAUGUGCCAGGAGAACCAGACGGCUCUGCUUCGCCGCCUCCAGGACGUGGCCAACGACCGGAGCACCUCUCACUGAGCCGAACACACGCUGCCACUCCGCUACACCACACACAAGAAACUCACACAGAGAUUUGAACACCAGCUCCUCCUAACAGAUAUGCAAAUAAACCCCACGUCGCAACAGCCACUCCCAUAAAGACACGGAUUGGCCCGUCACUGGCCCCCUCCCACCACCGUGUGACUCCACCCACACAAAACAGGCUCCUGGAUACCUGAAUACCAUCUCCACGCCAAGAACUCUGUCAAAGGUCCAAAACGAUCCCCGUAAAAUGCCAGCUUCUCUGAAACCCUGUGACCAGACCCACGUGAUAGCAGAUAGAACAGUAAACUGAGUUCUCCACACAGUUACAUGCCCUCAGCCAGUAAUCAUCGGCUCAUUACCUACACAGAAAAUAUCCACGCCUCCGGCACAAACCACGCCCACCGAAGACUAGCCCCUCCUCACUCUCUCCCUUUGACAUUUACAGUUAAAAUCUGCCUAAAAUCUAGAAUCUGUGGUGGAAUAAAAAUCUUAACGGUAAGAAGCGUCUCAGAAACGUCAUAGGUAUUCCGUAGCUUCCUCUACGGCAGGGGUG